AUGCUCGACGCCUCGCCUAAUCAGUACACUCUCAAAAACUGCCCCGCCGCGAAAGAAUCAAUGCUAGAGGCACGGAAAGAGAGGCGAAAGUUUCGAACUAAGGAAUACCAACUUCAAGUGGCCGAGGCGGAAAGCAAGCUGCAGUUGGUCAACAUGAUCCUAAUGAGCUUCUCCGCUGAACAAAACGCCUGUGUUGAUCAGCGGGUGAGCCUCGGACAG
Molecule: messenger RNA, 219 nt
Organism: Colletotrichum orchidophilum
Lineage: Eukaryota; Fungi; Ascomycota; Sordariomycetes; Glomerellales; Glomerellaceae
Exons: 1
Source: RefSeq, a predicted model, not a curated record